AUGACUUGUUCAAUAGUAACCUCAAGCCUAAAGCCAUUAGCUAUGGCAGCUUCUUCAUCCUCGACCCUUUUUUGUCUUCCUUUCAUCUUCAACAUCACUUCCUCUAAACCUCUCCGCUCCAGUUGUUCCUCCUUCUCUACACGACCCAUUAAUCUCCCUCUCUCUCUCAAAUCCAGAACUUACCGUAAUUUAUCUCCAGUUGUUACUUUUGUUUCCCAGACAUCGGAUUGGGCAGAGGAAGAAGGUGUGGAGGGGAGCAUCGGAGGAGGUGCUUCCGUCGCCGUCGAGGAUAACGAGGAGAGCUUGGAGCCGGAAGCCAAGUUGUGGGAUGGCGAAGAAGACACGAGUGGAACCGAAGAAGACGGUGCCGAAUUCCCAGACCCACCGGAAGAGGCUAAAUUGUUCGUCGGGAACUUGCCGUACGACGUUGAUAGCCAAGCCUUGGCUAUGCUCUUUGAGCAAGCCGGAACAGUCGAGAUUUCAGAGGUUAUAUACAAUAGGGACACUGACCAAAGUCGUGGAUUCGGGUUUGUAACAAUGAGUACCGUUGAGGAAGCAGAGAAAGCUGUGGAAAAGUUUAACCGCUAUGAAGUGAAUGGGAGGCUUUUGACAGUAAACAGAGCAGCUCCUAGAGGGUCAAGGCCGGAACGCCAACCUCGUUUAUAUGAAGCUGCGUUUAGGAUCUAUGUUGGGAAUCUGCCAUGGGAUGUGGACAAUGGCCGUCUAGAACAAGUGUUCAGUGAGCACGGGAAAGUAGAUGAAGCUCGAGUGGUUUACGACAGAGAGACAGGUCGUUCGCGUGGGUUUGGGUUUGUUACAAUGUCAAACGAGGCUGAAGUUAAUGCCGCCAUUGCUGCUCUUGAUGGGCAGAAUUUGGAAGGAAGAGCAAUUAGAGUGAACAUAGCUGAGGAACGACCAAGGCGUGGAUUUUGA
Molecule: messenger RNA, 933 nt
Organism: Arabis nemorensis
Lineage: Eukaryota; Viridiplantae; Streptophyta; Magnoliopsida; Brassicales; Brassicaceae
Source: the annotation of a GenBank genome assembly